GCAAACAGUAUGUCCGGCAACACAUUUAGACCUUGUAACAGAUCGAAUUGAAAUAAUAUAACUUAAGAUGUCCUGGUUCAAAGGUUAAUUCAGCAGCUACACCUUGAAACGCCGUAGAGAUGGAGGUUCCUGAAGAUUUCAAUUUUAGUGACCUUGGGGACAGCCCUGAACUUAAGAGGAGGAGAAAAUAUGCAGAAUUUCAGAAGCCAACUGAUGCACUGACAGAACACCUGCCUGCACCGGUCUCUAUUAAAAUUUCUCAUGGCUUCGAAAUGAUCAUGCCAAAAUUCCAAGAAAUUCCACACAGCCUGUCUUGGAGGAAAGGGCCCAUCACACAAACAUCAGGUGCAGAUGUUAAAUCCAAAGACUCUUCUAAACCAAAAUAUAUGAAGAGAUCAAGAAAAAUAAAAGACAAGAUAAAGAAAAAUAAAAGAAAAAAACAAGACUCUGUUGUGCAGGAUAUCGUACAUCAGUAUAAGUUGUCAGUCAAAAAGAAGUAUGAGAGCGUCUUGAGCUUCCUAUGUGGUGAACAAGAGUCAUUUUCUGCCCUGUAUACUGAACCAGUGAUCGUGCAAAAAAAUUCAAAUGGCAGUUUUAAGAAGAUUUGUGUGCUAGACUUGUUUAUGUUGUUUGAUCCGAUAACCGUCGUCCUGCGAGGCAACUCUGGCAGUGGUAAAUCCAUCAUGGCACAGAAGAUCAUACUGGACUGGGCAUCUGAAGAAGCGCCUGCUAAACGUUUUGGUUUAGUUUUCUAUCUCAGGUGCGAAGAACUGAUGUGUAUUUCUGAAGAGAUGAACUUCAUUGAGCUCUUGAGCUGCAGUUGUAGCUUAACAACAGUUGAGAUCUCACAUGUUUUACAGCAGCCACCAGAGGAAAACGAUGUCCUUUUCAUCAUUGAUGGAUUUGAUGAGCUUAAACUCACACAUGACAUUUAUCACCAUAUGUCACCAUGUGCUGAUCCUCUUCAGAAAGCCCCACCUGAGGUCAUUAUUUGUGCCCUGCUGAGGGGUGGAAUCCUGCCGGAGUCUUUCCUGUUGGUCACCACCAGAACUGAGGACACGGUGAAGAAGCUGCUGAAACGACAAUCAUAUUUUACCGAGAUGAUGGGAUUUUAUGAGAAGGAAGUGGAGAUGUACUUCCAGAAGGCCUCUCUAAUCAAAGCAUAUUGUUCUCUGAUAGCAAAUGAAAACCUCUUCACAGCCUGCUCCAUUCCUGUUAUAUGCCGGAUCCUCAUUGAGAAGGUCAAAUUUGGUACAGUAACAAGCAGGCUGGAAAUGACCACUGACAUCUACAUUGACUUUGUGUGCACUCUUCUGGAGCAUCACUGCCAGGGUUUGAGUCAGUCCGUGCCAACCCUGCUGAUGAGCCUGGGUCAUCUGGCAGAGAGAGGGAUGCUGGAACAGCAAGUCCUGUUUGAUGAGAAAACUUUUUAUAAAACCGUUUCAGACGCUGCUGGCAGUCCUUUCCUUCGCAAGUUCCUCUUUAAGAGAAGAAUCCAUAAGGAGACCAUGUUCAGUUUCAUGCAGCUUAGCUUCCAGGAGUUCUUCACCGCUCUGUACUACGUCCUUCUGGAUGAAGAAGAGUCCAAGAAGAAAGUGCGAGAGCUGCUUCACGCUGUAGAAAGAGGAUGGGCUUUCACUUCUUGGACUGACAGAGAUCUUUCAGUUGCAGAUUCAGAAAUAAGCACUUCGAAGUGGUUGCAGCCUGUGAUUCCAUUCCUCUGUGGUCUCUGUAAGAAAGAUUGGAACAGCACGGUUUUGGAAAAGCACAACAUGGCAGUCUCUACCAGCAGAGAAACCCAGCUCAAGGAAUGGAUCAGUCAGUUCUCACACAGAUAUCAAAACGAACACAUGCUGCUCAUCCUCCAUUGUCUCUAUGAGCUUCAUGACAAGAGCUUUGUCUGGACAAUUUUGAAAGGUUUGAUUUUGAUAGAUCUGUCUAAAAUACCACUGAAAAUGACAGACUGUUGGGUGUUGAAGUACUGUUUACAGUGCUGUGAACACAUCCGAAACCUUAAACUCCAAGUAACGUCUGAUAAUCUGAAGAUGCUGCAGCCUGAACUGUACCGCUGCGAAGAGCUGUGGUUAAUGAUGGAUCACAUUUCAGACGAUGAUGUUGGUUUGAUCUCAGCUGCUGGAAAAGGAAAGAAUACACUGAUUCUAAAGUUUCUUGAAAACAGUGGAAGUCCAUUCUGUCCGGAGAGUGUGUCAGUCAGAGAUGGAGACAUCACGUUGUCUGUUUGCUCAUUAAUGCUUGCAGAAGCAUCAUUAAAUACAGAAUUAACUCUAACAUGUCCACACUCAUUGAUGUCCACCAUUAAGUGGGUGAAAUCGCAGAAUGUGCGGGCAUUGUACAAGUUCAAAUAUUUUGAUCUUCGGGAAGAGGAAGUUCGUCUGUUUACGCACCUGCGAUCUGUGUCUGACCUAAAGAAAGUCUGUCUGCAGGUUUCAAAUUUGACAGAAAAUUUGGCCUCCCAUAUCCUGUUCCUCAUUCAGAGCUGCCCCAGUCUGACUGUACUCAGUAUAAAUAUCAGACAUGAAUUGGAAGAAAAGGAAAUCCAGUCCCUAAGGGAGUCAUUGACGCAGAUGGGUUGGAUUAUCACUGUCUGGUGGAAAUCCGUGUUUAUUCAGCCAGAUGUAGAGAGAUUCACAAAGCAGAUAAAAAGAGAAAAGUGUGACAGCAAAAUAGGAGAGAGUUCUCAUUCUGUGUCCUAUCCAUCAUUAAAACCUGAAUCAUCUUCAGCACAAUCAUGCUCAGAUGAUGCAGAAGUGUUCUCACCUGAAAUCAUUCAUAGAGAUGAUGACAAACCCAAAAAUACGUACAGGUUUUUGUGUCAAAAUGCUGGUCAGUUUCAUUGCAGUUUGACCAACCUUGUGUUUGUGAUGGAGGGUGAAGGAAAAAUGCUGUAUAACAUUGUCUCAUGGGAUCCCCAUAUGUUAGUUGGUUUGGGUCAGAUGCAGCCUGCAGGACCCUUAUACAACAUUGAGUGUACGGGUUCAGUCUCACAACUGCACCUUCCACACUGUGAGAUAUUCUCUGAGGAAAACAAGGGUGGUUUGGCUGUGGCACAUUUCACUGAGGGUAAUCUAGAAAUGAUACAGCCAGUAAAGGUGACUGGCACUCAUGUGAUCAUUGACAUCAAAGAACUCUCUGUCUAUGGACUUAUAAAGAAGAUAGAGUCAUUUUUUUGUUCCCCCAUUGCUGCCCAAGUGUUGCUGUUUCUUCGACCUGUAACUGCCGAACAGAAAGAGAAAAUACUUAAUGUCCACUUGCUUCCAGGAAAUGUUCCAGUAUCAGAGGUCCAGAGCUGGCACCAGGAUAAAAAAUACAUCGAGACAAGUUCAAAAUGUCAUCUGUUUGCCGGCAGAGAAUACAGUCUGUGUUGUCAGCCAGAUGAAUGUGAAGUGCAACCAGAGAGUGAGAUGUUUGAGUGUAAUAAUUUCAUCGAAAAUUAUCAUCCCAUGUUUGAAGUGUUUUUGGAUGUCAACAGUAAGGAGGUCAGACUGAAUAUUGUAGACAAAUUUAAUAGUGGGAAAGAAGUGUGGAACAGACGGCUAAUCCUUCUUACUGCACCAAGUCAAGUGAUGGAACCUCCUGCCCACAGAACGUUCGCAGAAUCUGAAUUUUUGAACAGACAUAGAGAUGAACUCAUUCAGAGAGUUUCCUCAGUGAUGGUGAUUGCUGACGGUCUGAAGAGCAAAAACAUGAUUUAUAGAGAAAUGUAUAGUAAAGUUCAUGCUGCAGAACCGAGACAGGAGAAAAUGAGACUCUUGUUGGAGGUCAUUGACUCAGGAGGAAAUUCUGUAGAAGCAGAAUUCUAUAGACUGCUGAAAGAGACCGAACCUCAUGUAGUAGAUGAACUGGUCGCAACCCAGGAACCACAGUAAUGCUGAGGAAUAAGAGUGAGAUCAAGAUGCUUGUUUGCUACCCAUUUAUGAUUCAAAAUUUGAAUUUGAAUCUGUUUUAGUGUUUGUAUGUAUGUAACAUACAUACACCAAAUGGACUAUAGUAUUAGGAAACCCCCUUCUAAUGACCAAAUUUGACUGCUUUAAUUGUUUUCAUGAGUACAUAUCUUAAUGUUACAGGUUACAGGCGAGCAUAAAUUCUAUUUGUGUGUUUCUAAUUUUAUAGGAAUGAUUUGAACAGGGUCCUUUUCUAUUUCAACAUGACAAUGCUUCUGUGUUCAAGCCAAGGAUUAAAAAGGAAUGAUUGAUCCAGUCAAUGUGGAAGACUUUGACUGCCUGCGUAUAGCCAUUUGGGGUGUUCGGUUCGGGGUUUUUUGGAGUCGAUUUCGAUUCUCGACUCCCACUUUUGGAGUCGAUGGAAUCAACACUUCGACUCCAUUUACAGACAUACAAAACAGGUUCAAGAAUACGAAUGUAAAAUAAAAGAAUGAACUUCAGCUUGGGAACUUUGGGCUGGCAACCAAUCUCCAAAGUCACUAGCAAAUACACAUUCAUUUGUGCAUCUUACACCACUUUUUUGUGCUGUCAGACCAGUAACUCCUUUCUGGUCCUAAACCGAUGUGGUUUACCAAGCGCAAGGACAUGACGGCGUAGGUCUAACCGUAGCUGUUAAAAUAUAGAAACAGACUUAAAGACUUAUGGUAAAGCGAAGACAUUUCGUUUCCUUUAUAUUUUUUAUAUUUUUUAUUGCAU
Messenger RNA from Triplophysa dalaica, 4658 nucleotides. Its product is annotated as NACHT, LRR and PYD domains-containing protein 1 homolog. Gene Ontology annotation, cellular component: cytoplasm. NCBI's taxonomy places the organism in Eukaryota, Metazoa, Chordata, Actinopteri, Cypriniformes, Nemacheilidae. The record is from RefSeq and is a predicted model, not a curated record. The transcript is spliced from 20 exons. Gene Ontology annotation, biological process: regulation of apoptotic process; innate immune response; inflammatory response. The coding region runs from base 120 to 3887 and encodes 1255 amino acids.